Messenger RNA from Varanus komodoensis (Komodo dragon), 3996 nucleotides. RefSeq names its product immunoglobulin superfamily DCC subclass member 4 (gene IGDCC4). The coding region runs from base 1 to 3996 and encodes 1331 amino acids. Gene Ontology annotation, cellular component: axon; plasma membrane. Gene Ontology annotation, biological process: cell-cell adhesion; axon guidance. The transcript is spliced from 21 exons. NCBI's taxonomy places the organism in Eukaryota, Metazoa, Chordata, Lepidosauria, Squamata, Varanidae. Gene Ontology annotation, molecular function: protein binding. The record is from RefSeq and is a predicted model, not a curated record.
AUGACUGGGCGAGACGGGGAGUUGCAGAGGAGAGGCCUCGAGAGCAGCCAGCGCCGAAACGUGGGCGAGAUGCAGACAUGCAAGGAGCGAAGUCAGGUAGCGGUCCAAGGGUCUGGACCUGCAGCAAGGCGGAGGAACAAGGCUCAAGGUGCUGAAGUUGGCAGCUCUCACGCCGCAGCUGAGCGCCCCGAGGCUCCGCUGCUCUUCCGCACAGGCUCUCCGGCAAAAGCGCAGCUUGUGGGAGCCGCAGCACUGUCUCAAGGCCGUUAUUUGGAGCUGAGUUGCGGUCUCAGCCCUGGCCAGGUGAUCCUCGAGCCAAACCAGACGUUGGAGUUGGGCUGCAGUCUGGCUCCGGUUGAGAAGGUCCUCAACAUUACCUGGAAGAAGAAUGGGCUUCCCAUAACAGAAGAGGAAAACCUUCGUGUCCUCCCCUCUGGCUCUCUGUCCAUAUCAACCCAGGUGCUUUGGGAGGAAGGAAACGAUCCCAGAGGGAUCAGCCUGGAAGGAAAUUACUCCUGUGUCUCCCAUGGCUCCUUUGGCUCAGUCGCAGGACAAACGGUUGUGCUUCGCAUGUCAACUUUGCCUCAAUUUUUUCAACAUCCGGAGUCCCAGACUGUGAUGGAAAAUGGCACGGCCCACUUCAAGUGUCGGAUCGAAGGCCUUCCUCCUCCGGGGAUCACCUGGGAGAAGGACAAUGUGACUGUACCUCCUGAUCCCAGAUUUAUUGUUCUCCCAAACGGUAUCCUCCAAAUCAUAGAUGUGAAGAAGCGCGACACUGGGGUGUAUCGUUGCGUGGCCAGCAACAGUGCGGGGAAGCGCUACAGCUCCGGCGCCACUCUCAGCCUCCUGAAAGGUAACCCUCUGCCAGCGACUGGGGACGUCGCCAUUGUCGCUGCCCCCGAGAAUGCCACCGUGGCGGUCGGAGAGAGCGCGGUGAUGGCUUGCAUGGCUGUCGCCAGUCCCAGCCCGUUUGUCUCUUGGAUACGGGAAGAUGGGAGCCCCAUUUCCACGGAUGUGAUUGUGUUGGGACAGACGAACCUCCUGUUCCCCCACGCCCAGCUCCAUCACACGGGCGUCUACGUUUGCCGUGCCAACAAGCCGCAGACAAGGCAGUUUGCCACCGCUGCAGCCGAGCUCCUGGUCCUUGCGCCCCCUACCAUCUCCCAGGCUCCUGAGAGCAUUUCUCGGACCCGAGCCAGCACUGCCCGAUUUGCCUGCAAAGCCAACGGCGAACCAGCUCCCAGCAUCCACUGGGUGAAGAACGGGGAGCCUCUUCUGUCGAAAGGACGGGUGAAGAUUCAGAGCGGGGGCACCUUGGUGGUCAACCAGAUUGGGCUGAAGGACGCGGGCUACUACCAGUGCGUGGCGGAGAACCCCCUGGGCGCGGCGUGUGCCACAGCCCGGCUGGAUGUGAUCGUGCGGGAGGGCUUGCCGAGUGCCCCCAAGAGGGUGUCCGCUCGGUCUCUCUCCAGCACCACGGUCUUGGUGUCCUGGGAGCUGCCGGAGUUCAACAGCGAGCAGAUAAUUGGCUUCUCGCUGCAUUACCAGAAAGCUUCGGGCACCAACAACGUGGAGUACCAGUUCGCGGUGAAUAACGACACGACCGAGUUCCAGGUCAAAGACUUGGAGCCCAGCACGAGCUAUGUUUUCUACGUCGUGGCGUACUCGCAGCUUGGGGCAAGCCGGACCUCUUCUUCCAUAAACGUGCAGACGUUGGAGGACGUCCCCAGCGCUGCUCCUCAGCUUUCGCUCUCCAGUACGACGCCGACGGAUAUCAAGGUGACGUGGCUCCCUCCGCCCAAAGAGCUGAGCAAUGGGAAGAUCACCAAGUACAAAAUUGACUACAUGCCACUCAAGGAAGACCUGAUCUCCUCAACCGAGGUUGGUGCCAAUGAGACGCAGCUCACCCUUUCUGCCCUGCACCCUAAUAAGGUCUACAAGGUGCGGAUUGCGGCGAGCACCAGCGUGGGCUUUGGAGUCCCGUCGGAAUGGACACAGCACCGUACCCCGGACAGAGACAACCAGACACACGUUCCAUCUGCCCCGACCGAGUUGAAGGUCCAAGCAAAAAUGGAGUCCCUCCUUGUGAGUUGGCAAGCUCCUGCCAGCCACGCCCAGAUUUCAGGGUACAAACUCUACUACCGAGAAGCCGCUGCGGAAGAGGCGAGCGAAGAGGGCCACUCCGAAGGCACUGGUGACGGCCCUUGGGAUGUGGGGCCAAUCAGGCUGAAAAAGAAGACCAGGCAGCACGAAUUGACGCAGCUGAUUCCUGGACGGCUCUACGAGGUGAAGGUGGUGCCGUUCAACAAACACGAAGAUGGCUAUGCAGCUGUGUGGAAAGGCAGGAUGGAGAGAGCGCCUGUAACGGCCGCAGAGCCCCCAGUUCAGAGGGGCCCACCGCUGCCGCCAGCGCACGUCUACGUAGAAUCCAACAGCUCCACGUCCAUUUGGCUGAGGUGGAAGAAGCCCGACUUCACCACGGUGACGAUCGUCAAUUACACCGUGCGGUUCAGCCCCUGGGGGAUGAAGAACGCCUCGCUCGUGACGUACUGCACCAGCUCUGACGAAGACAUCCUCAUCAGCGGGCUGAAGCCCUUCACCCGGUACGAGUUCGCAGUUCAGUCAAACGGCGUCGGGAUGGACGGGCCCUUCGGGAACGCGGUGGACCAGGUCACCCUCCCCGACCGGCCGUCCACGCCUCCCUCUGACUUGCGGCUGCAUCCCAUCAACCCCUAUGCGGUCCAGGUUCACUGGUGCCCCCCCUCCGAGCCGAACGGCAUCAUCGUGGAGUACCUCAUCCUGUACAACGCCAACAACACGCAGCCCGACGAGAUGUGGACGCUCCUGACGAGAGAGGGCAACAUCUUCAGCGCGGAAGUUCACGGGCUGGAGAGCAACACCCGGUAUUUCUUCAAGAUGGGAGCCAAAACGGUUGUUGGGUCCGGUCCCUACUCCAGCGUGAAGGAUGUACAAACCUUGCAGGAGAGGCUCUCAGAUGUGCUGGAAGUUCACUCCGUCACGGGGAUUAUCGUGGGAGCUGGUCUUGGGUUGCUCUGCAUCCUCUUCUGCAUGUGCACCAGCUUUUGCAACAACAAACCAAGGGAUGCCGUGCCGGGCCUGGAGGCCCAGGCCCCCGGGAGCCAGGCAUAUGCUCAGCACGACCGGCCGGCGGCGCCCCUCCCCGUCACCCUGUCCAGCUGCCACGAACUGGAGUCCCUGGUGAGCCCGGUCCCCGACGAUGCUCCCUCGCCACCGGCAGGCGGCACGGACCCGUGCAAAGCGCAGGGCCCCCUCCUCCGUGGCCCCCUCGACGCCAAGCGAAAGCUGGCCCUGAAGUACCGGAGCAGCAGUGAGCACGCCGGAGCCCAAGGAAAGGGCGGCUGGCGCUUUCGCUUGGCAGCCAGCGCCGUCAGGGUGGAAAUUCUGUUAAAGCCAGAAAGGGCGUAUGUGCACAGGAAACCGGGCUUGGCUCUGGCUUCCGUGCCCGCCUCGGCCACAGAUCCAUUCCCUCCCUGGGAGAAAGCACUGACCAACUGGGCCAGUAGAAUUGCUGGUUCUGGAGAGGCCCUUCCGGAAGACCCCAGACCUGGCCUGGCCUUGAACGGCUCGUUGAAGACGGCACCCAACGGGGGACAAAAGCUCUUGUUGCAAGCCCUGGCCUACGAGACUGACACGGACGCAAGCCGGGAGCUCCCGCACAGCGGUGUCGGCCAGGUGGAAGCCGAGGUCCUUGUCCAUUCCGAUUUCUCAGCACAGGGCCAAGACAGCGGCACCCACUUCCAUGCCCAAGACCCGGCGGCGGCUCUGUCUGAAGACCCUGACCUGGGACCCCUUCCCAUGGAGGGGUCUCCCAGCAACCCCAAGCAGAGUUGCAGCCAAGAUCCCCCAGAGCUGGGAGACCAGAGCGGCCCUCGGGCCCCGGACGCCAGGCCAAGGACUGAUGGGCAAGCAUGCAGGACCGUGGCCACCCCCCUGGAGAUGGCCACGGGGGUGUGA